Messenger RNA from Anastrepha ludens (Mexican fruit fly), 609 nucleotides. It is a transcript of the gene Fer3, whose product is annotated as protein Fer3. The coding region runs from base 1 to 591 and encodes 196 amino acids. The record is from RefSeq and is a predicted model, not a curated record. Gene Ontology annotation, molecular function: protein dimerization activity; RNA polymerase II transcription regulatory region sequence-specific DNA binding; DNA-binding transcription factor activity, RNA polymerase II-specific. Gene Ontology annotation, biological process: developmental process; regulation of transcription by RNA polymerase II. The transcript has 2 exons. Lineage: Eukaryota; Metazoa; Arthropoda; Insecta; Diptera; Tephritidae.
AUGCAACAUCAUCCCGACCCGACUUAUAUGCCGGAAGUACCGUUUCAGCCCUUGUGGGGACAGGAGGCACCUCCUCCGCCCCCAAUUGUGCCGUAUCAAGAAUUAAUUGCCGGCUUUCCCUGUACCGACUUAGCACUUUGGCAACGCUCCCAGGUCAGCAGUUUGGUCAGCAGUCAGCGUUCUUCAAGCAAUCGCAAUAACAACAACUCAGAAUCAACCAACGGAAAUCCAACGAAAAAGACACGCCGACGGGUCGCAUCAAUGGCACAGCGGCGUGCGGCCAAUAUUCGCGAACGCCGUCGGAUGUUCAAUCUGAAUGAAGCGUUCGACAAACUAAGACGAAAGGUGCCCACAUUUGCCUACGAGAAGCGACUAUCGCGCAUCGAAACACUACGCCUGGCAAUCACCUACAUCGGUUUCAUGACUGAGCUAUUGACCGGAGCCCCGAUGUCAACGCACAAACCUCGCUCGGCCGAUAUUUAUGCGGGCAUGAACGGGCACCAUCAUCCAGCCACGAUGGGGCAUCACCAUCUCCAUCCGGCAGCUUUUCAAAGGGACUUUGUAUCGCCCUAUAGCCAUAGUUUGAGUUAAACGACCGAGUGGAAGCGA